This is a messenger RNA of Ornithodoros turicata, 3387 nucleotides long. RefSeq names its product sodium- and chloride-dependent glycine transporter 2-like. Gene Ontology annotation, cellular component: plasma membrane. The record is from RefSeq and is a predicted model, not a curated record. Bases 158 to 1216 code for a protein of 352 amino acids. NCBI's taxonomy places the organism in Eukaryota, Metazoa, Arthropoda, Arachnida, Ixodida, Argasidae. Gene Ontology annotation, biological process: sodium ion transmembrane transport. The transcript has 8 exons.
UAGUAUUCAGGCACCCUAUAUAUUUCUACUUUCUCGAAUUUGCUUUCCUUGUGCUCUUGCGCAUUGAUUUUUCUUGCUGGUUUGUCCAGAUUUGGAAGACAGUUACACGAGGAAUGCGCACAUUAUUUGCACCGCGAAUUUCGCGUUCAACGUGGUGAUGAGCCUCAUCUUUCUGUCCUUUGAGGGACACUUCGAACAGUUGAUGGGACAGCCUCUCAAUCGAGUCAUCGCGCCUUACGCAGUUACAACAGUUUACACAUCAAGCGCAAUGUCAUUGGAUGCCCGACCCAUAUUGGGAUUUGGACAGGCUGCAGCCAUAUUCUUUUUUAUAUUAAUGGUCAAUGCCUUUUCGUGUCAGUUUUUGACGACUGAAAUCAUAUUCGACGAGCUGCUUCACUCAUGCAACACAAUAACGAAGAUACACAACAGUUAUCGAGUCGUAUUCUACGUUGCUUUAUUGCUGCUGAGCAUACCCUGCUUUACAGAAUUAGCUGUUUCUUACGAAGUGCGAUUGAAGCCGUCGACGCAGGCCAAGUACGUCAUAUUUAUGGUCGUGUUUGAAAUCUUCACCUUCUUUAGAGGAUACGGUUUGCAACGGGUGCUCAUUGACUAUGACUUUAUGCUGAGGCAUCCACCCAGCACCUGCAUUCGCAUCUGCUGGGCCACCAUUACGCCCUUAGUGAUUGCUACAUCGCUGCUCUACCUUGUGUUCAACGUCCAAAAUUUCGCCCUGCCGACGGAUAACGACGAGUACUCGAAGGACAACUGGAAGGACUUCAUCGUGCUCUGCGCUGUCCUCGUAUUCGUCUUACUGUAUGCAUGUUGUCUUUACCGGGAUAACGAAUACAGUCAGACAGUGGAAGCUCUCUUCAAACCUGCCUCCUCCUGGGGACCGCGUAACAAGUUUUUGGCCAUGGACUACCGGGAACGCAUUGCAGUCUGGGAAGAAGGUCGUCGUCAAGUAGAAACUGAGGACACUAUGCUGGAACCUCUCUUGCCGUAUUAUACGACACACCCAAGCUCCCUGCACAGCUUCCAGGACCAGUCGUUUGUUAUAGCCACCCAGAAUGGAUGGCGACACUCACGGGACGAAGCCUUGCCCGGAGCGUCACCUCACUCGGGCGCACAAUCGCCUUACUCGGGGGCUCGGACGCCAUCCACUCAGCUGGUGGGCACCUUCAACGUUAUGGGUGAUAUCGGAAGGGAGGGCACGUGAAGAGAUCUCUUUCUCUCUCUCGUGAAUAUUAAAGUAAUCUCAGUCGAUAUAUAUACCAAUAUGCCUGUACGUCAGGCUUGAUGCUUCCUAUCGAAUGUAAUGUCGCGUGCACCGUCGAGCGCUUCGCAACCAGAGCGCGCUCAAAAGAUCCUCACUGGGCGCGUUAAGCGGGCUCCCGAGCGCCAUAACCCGGGUUUCAGGGGAACGUACCCUUGGUGUCUAUACUUAAUGGUGUUUGUGAGCCUAUCCGAAAGCCGAGCGCCAGAGCCGCUGAGCGCGCGCCACCUAUCGAGCUUUCUUUUGUCGUCUGCUUUUAAGCAAACAUAGCAGUAUACCAUAGCAGUCCUCUAUAAUCGAAGAACUAUUUACCGCCGACAUCCGAUGAUUCCGGAAACACAGAGCAUGGGCGGUUGCAACGUGUUCCAACUGUUGCGCCAUUUCGAAAGGCAGUACACCGGAACAUGCGUCACGCUCCGGAAUUGGCCUCGCUCUUCCCCAGCGUUCUCCGGCUCCCCGGCUCCGAAGAAGGGGUGCGCAGGGUGCACCCGGGAACGUGCACCGGAAGUCACUUUCCCAGGGAAUGUUCCCAGAGCACGAACCUAACGCGCCCACUGGAGUUAAACGAAAAACACCCUCGAGAUAUUUUCUGUUUUUAUUAUUCGAAUGUUGGGCAACACCUCUGCGCAAGGUUCAGCGUUCAGGUGCGUCCACCAAUUCCGCAUUUUUCCGGGCAAACUAAGGCAAUUCUGCACGAAACCCUCACUUUCGAAUGUUUUUUUUAAAGUCACCUAAAUGCCGCUUCGACCUGAAACUUUUUUAAUGAAAUGCAUGGGUCCUCCAACACAGAAGAAAUAUGUUUCUGGAUUUCUGCAUUUACAUGGUACGACAAAAAAAAAAAAAAAAGCCCAACUUCGCAGAUCUCGCGAGCCUUUCACUCGGCAAAAGCCGUUCGACGGGUUACUCAGGCAAGGCGUGGAUGAGGCUGCAAUUAGUCUUAUCCUUGUACAAGAAGGUCCUCUUGAAAUUUUUGCUGCACGUUUAGUGGUAACAAUUCCACAGCAGCUCAAACGUACCACAUUUUUCGGUUUGCCGGCGUCUUUUGGAGUCGCCUAGUGGCCGUUACGUUCCGCGCUGUGUGAAACAAAACUAUUACGAGGACCGCAUGUAGCGAAGCCGUAUGGCGAACAUUAUAUAUUUUUCCUCCUUCUUUUUCUUUUUUUUUUUUUUUCGGAUAUGGUUGAGCCACGCAACCGGGACACAUGAGUAGGGAACGACCCAGCGGCAACAACGCUCGGCAGGAGCUCACGAGAAAAGGGCAGUUUGGUGAUGGGCCCCGGAGUAUAUAGAAGGAUCGGGGCUGUCAACUUGGCUCUCCUGCAGAACAGCGGACGCGGCCACAGGACUGCAGACUCCAUCCACUUCGGAGUCGACGCGUCCACAAAGGUGCACUUGCCAUGCAAGAGGCUCCGGCAACGAGCAUCGCUGUCCGUUCCACACCGAACGACCGUUGGCAAGCUGCGGACAUGUAGUUCGAGGGGAUUUCCAUCCAGAAUGAGUUCGGGCGCGCUUGUAGCGUAUGUGAUGGCAUCUGGUUCCAAUUCGAAGGUAGUUCAGAUUUGACAUUUGUAAAGUCUUUGAAUGUGGGCAGUUACCUCAGUUAUUGUCGGCCAAUCUUACGCAAGCUAGGAGUUAAAUGAGUGUAUAGUGCAGCUGGUUCACAGAUGUGAUUAUGUGAUGUGUUAGCCGUGCGCUUUCUGUUGUCUCAUCCUGACAUCCUAAUAUGCCGGAAACAAGUCGACACUUGCAAACCGAUGUCUGUCGUUUCAGUGUCCCAUGCGAGAAGUAUUCACGGAAAAACCUAGCGAUAGUAGCCUGACAACUACAUAUAGUACCUACCGACUUUUUCUUUGUUUUUUUUUCAGCGACUCAUGUCACGUCACAUUACGAACAACUAUGUUUUUUCGUUCCCUGCCGCCUGAUCGAUAUCCUCACUGAUAAUGUCUGAUCGUGGUACAAAUGUGCAGUGUUGAAGUGAAAGCCGACCUAACAAUAAACAUUUCACGGUUGGAAGGUGGCGGCAGUGGCCUGAUAUCUGCCUGCCUGCAUGCUGUACUACAUGGUGCCUAGGCUGGUGAUAUAUCUUUCACUAUUGUCAUUUCUUUGUCACGCGA